This is a messenger RNA of Andrographis paniculata, 2452 nucleotides long. Its product is annotated as long chain acyl-CoA synthetase 1-like. The transcript is spliced from 20 exons. Gene Ontology annotation, cellular component: endoplasmic reticulum; membrane. NCBI's taxonomy places the organism in Eukaryota, Viridiplantae, Streptophyta, Magnoliopsida, Lamiales, Acanthaceae. Gene Ontology annotation, biological process: cutin biosynthetic process; fatty acid metabolic process; wax biosynthetic process. Gene Ontology annotation, molecular function: long-chain fatty acid-CoA ligase activity. The record is from RefSeq and is a predicted model, not a curated record. Bases 140 to 2128 code for a protein of 662 amino acids.
AAUUGUUCCCAACCCCAACCCCAACCCCAACACCCUCCUCUCCUCCUCCUCUUCUUCUUCUUCUUCUUCCAUUUUCUUAUUUAUUUCGUCAUCUCCAUCUCUUGUUGCUGUAGUCCCAGUCCCAGUCCCUGUCCCAAGAAUGAAGAGGUUUGCGGUGAAGGUAGAACAAGGAAGGGAGCGCCAAGUCGGGAAGCCAUCUCGCGGUCCCGUUUACAGGAAUUCUUUGUCCCAACAUCAAUAUCCCCCCAUUAACGCUACUUUGAACACUACUUGGGAUGUUUUCAGAUCAUCCGUCGAAAAAAAUGCUGAGAAUAGGAUGCUGGGAUGGCGUGAGUUGGUAAACGGGAAGUGGGGACCCUAUGUUUGGAAAACUUACAAGGAAGCGUAUGACGAAACUCUGCUUAUUGGUUCAGCCCUGAGGGCCCAUGGUUUUGAACCUGGUGAUCGCGUUGGAAUUUAUGGUUCAAAUUGUCCCCAAUGGAUCGUCGCCAUGGAGGCCUGCAAUGCCCACAGCUUAAUUUGUGUUCCCCUAUAUGAUACGCUUGGCCCGGGAGCUAUUAACUACAUACUCGAUCAUGCUGGGAUUGAAGUUGUGUUUGUUCAAGAUAAGAAAGCGAAAGAAAUUUUUAGUGCUGACUGCCCUCAUGCUGAAAAGCUAAAACUGAUUGUUUGCUUCUCCUCAUUAACAAAAGAGGAGGUGGAUAAGGCCACUUCUAUGGGCAUUAAAGCGUAUUCCUGGAAUGCUUUUCUGAAAAUGGGAGAAGGAAAUCCAGCAGAAAUUUCACCACCGGAGGCAUCCGACAUAUGCACAAUUAUGUACACUAGCGGGACGAGUGGUAAACCUAAAGGUGUUAUGUUGACCCAUGAAAACUGUUUAACAAACAUAAGUGGUGUGGAUCUUUUCAUGGAGCAAUUUGAAGACAAGAUGACGGUGGAUGAUGUCUACAUAUCUUUCCUGCCUCUUGCUCACAUUCUUGAUCGUAUGAUUGAGGAAUAUUUCUUUCACAAGGGUGCUUCAGUUGGCUAUUAUCAUGGUGAAAUCAAAGAAAUAAAGGACGAUCUAAUGGAGUUGAAACCAACAUUCUUGGCAGGAGUACCUAGAGUUUUUGAACGUGUGCAUGAAGGAGUUCUACAAGCACUUGAAGAACUCAACUGGAGACGUAGAAAAAUUUUCCACAUGCUUUACAAAUACAAACUUUACUGGAUGAAUCGAGGGUACAAGCAGAAAGAAGCAUCACCUUUGGCUGAUCUAAUUGCCUUUGGGAAGGUGAAGAACAGAUUGGGAGGCAGAAUACGGCUGAUAGUCUCAGGCGGCGCCCCAUUAAGCAGUGAGGUGGAGGAAUUCCUAAGGGUUACUUCGUGUGCCUUUGUAUUACAAGGCUAUGGACUUACAGAGAGCUGUGGAUUGUCAACCAUUGGGUUUCCAGAUGAGAUGUGCAUGCUGGGAACAGUUGGGGCUCCAUUUGUGUAUAAUGAAGUCUAUCUGGAGGAAGUACCGGAAAUGGGAUAUGAUCCGCUUGGAGACCCUUCCCGCGGUGAAGUAUGUUUUAGAGGGAAAGCGCCAUUUGCAGGAUACUACAAGGACCCGGAAUUGACACAAGAAACUGUUGUAGAUGGGUGGUUUCACACAGGUGACAUUGGGGAGAUGAUGCCUAAUGGGGUGCUGAAGAUCAUUGACAGGAAGAAGAAUCUUAUAAAGCUGUCUCAAGGGGAGUAUGUUGCGGUUGAGCAUCUGGAAAAGGUUUAUGGCAUCUGCCCCAUCAUCGAAGAUAUAUGGGUGUAUGGGGACAGCUUCAAGUCGAUGCUGGUUGCGGUGGUUGUGCCGAACGAAGAGUACACCAAAAAAUGGGCACAGCAGAAUGGGCGGCGCAAAGAGUCGUUUGAGGAUCUGUGUACCCUCGACUGCCUAAAAGAUCAUAUCCUCCACGAGCUCCAGAGUGUGGCUGAGAGAAACAAGCUGAGAGGAUUUGAGUACAUCAAAGGUGUAAUUUUGGAGGCACAGCUCUUCGAAUUGUCGGAAAAGGAAUUGGUAACUGCAACCCUGAAGAAGAGACGAGACAGAUUGCUCAAGCAUUACAAGGUGGAAAUUGAUGGCCUCUAUCACAAACUGAUGAACAAAUCCAAGUAAAGGUAGAGCGGAGGAGGCAGAGAGAGAGAGAGAGAGGAAGGGGAGGGGAGGGUAUAGUAUAGGCAUCCAUCCAUCUCAAUAAUGAAUGAAUAAAUAAAUAGAUGUUAUAAGAGUGAGUGAGUGAGUGAGUGAGUGAGUGAGUCUUCUCUUCUUCUUCCUUUUCUUCUUCUUCUUCUUUACAUAGUAAUAAUUACAUGGGUUGGUGAGGGACGUGUGUGUGUGUGUAUUCAAAUUGUGUUGAAUGAUCAUUCAUUAUUAUCAUCAUAAUGAGACGGGCAGGCAACUUUUUAACUAACCUUAAUAAAAGCAGCUCUUCUCACCUCA